AUGUUGGGACCGGCACGCAGAAUAGCUCUUUCAAGCUGCAGGGCUGCAUCGCCCCGCACAGUUGUCUUUUCCGAACAGACGGCUCGAUGCAUCAAGCCUGCACAUGUAGCUAAGCGCCAUUUUCAUAAGACCCCGGCAAAUGCCUUCUACAAGGCGUUGUGGCAGUCAAUGCGGGUCAAGGUGCCUUGGGUAGAUGCCCUGGCUCAGAGUCGACAACAAGCUGGGCAAGCUACGGUACAGGAUGGAGAGCCUGUAAAGCCAAAUCUUACGCCAAGGAGGAUGUCUGAUAGCUAUUUUGCUGCUACACUUCCUCUUGCUGAAGAUAAGUGGCUGUUGGAUCAAUAUCUGAAUGCAUCUGGACGUAUUCGCCUUGGUACGCUGUUCAUGGACUUGGACGCUCUAGCUGGUGUGGUAGCCUACAACCAUACAGGCGAUACAGUAGCAACUGUCACCGCUGCCGUGGAUCGAAUCACACUACUCAACCCAUUGAAGGAGAUUUGCAAUCUUCAACUUAGUGGCCAAGUCACCUAUGCAACAGGCAGAUCCAGCAUGGAAAUUUCUUUACAGGUCGCCAAGGCACCUGCUGAAGGCGAGAAAGUGAAGGAUGAGGACGUGCUGAUUACGUGCGCUUUCACUAUGGUGUCAUUGGACCCAAAAACAAAAAAACCCGUUGCUGUGGCACCGCUUUUGAUUGAAACUGAGGAGGAACGACGCCUCUUCCAGAAGGGUGAAGAGAACUACAACGCGAAGAAGGCUUUGAGGAAGAGGAGCUUUCUUGAACAAGCGCCUGAUCAAGAAGAAAGUAACAUGAUUCACUCCAUGUGGACUACUGGACAGCCAUACAAAGUCCCCGGAACCGCUAUUCAACGCUCACCACGCAUUCAAAACAUGGACCGAACGGUCCUCCGAUCUGCAAUGAUCAUGCAACCCGAAGACCGCAACAGGCACAACUUCAUGAUAUUCGGUGGUUUCCUUCUCCAACAAACAUUCGAACUCGCCUUCUGCUGCGCCGCCUCCUUUUCUCACACCCGCCCAACAUUCGUCUCUCUCGACCCCAGCACAUUCGAAAACCCAGUUCCCGUCGGAAGUGUCCUCUACCUCAAAGCAACAGUGGCAUACACCGAGCCACUCGUGCGCACAGUCGACGGGGAGUCUAGCAAACGAACCCCAUACACCAAAGUGCACAUUCGCGUAGACUCCAAGGUGCGUGAUGUCGAGCAUGCAACCAAGAAUCCUACCGGUGUCUUCCAUUAUACCUUCUUGGUCCCCAAUGAAGUCCAAGUUAUGCCUACCAAGUACGCAGAGUACAUGAUGUGGCUUGAUGCCCGUCGUCGCGCACAGGAUCUGGAUCCGAUUAUUGCUUCGCGGUUUACGGAGGAUGAGACUUCGGCGCGUAUGGAUGGUGUUACCGAGUAA
This is a messenger RNA of Talaromyces marneffei, 1416 nucleotides long. RefSeq lists its product as uncharacterized. Gene Ontology annotation, biological process: acyl-CoA metabolic process. Gene Ontology annotation, molecular function: fatty acyl-CoA hydrolase activity. The record is from RefSeq and is a predicted model, not a curated record. Gene Ontology annotation, cellular component: mitochondrion. Lineage: Eukaryota; Fungi; Ascomycota; Eurotiomycetes; Eurotiales; Trichocomaceae. The coding region runs from base 1 to 1416 and encodes 471 amino acids. The transcript is spliced from 5 exons.